This is a messenger RNA of Ceutorhynchus assimilis (cabbage seed weevil), 1768 nucleotides long. NCBI's taxonomy places the organism in Eukaryota, Metazoa, Arthropoda, Insecta, Coleoptera, Curculionidae. The record is from the annotation of a GenBank genome assembly.
GCGAAAACACAAAAUCCAAUAUAACAAGCAGCCAUAGGUAUUAUUCAUGUCGGGCUUCUCUCUCUCUCCUUUGCCCUCUAAUUAACUCUAAUUUUUAUUUACCAAUUUCGUUCCGAGACGUUUUUUUUUGUUGUUUGUUUCAGUGCUGAAUUGGCGCCACAUAACUUACUCGGUGUAGUUUUUUAAUUUCAGAGUAAUGUGGCUCACUAGGGCCAUAAGUAACAAAUCGAAAAUUAAUAAUAGUAAAAUGCUGGUUAUCGAUGAACGGUCUUUGACUACUUGUUUUUGCAGGAAGACUAAACGUAAAGAAAAAGAAGGAGCAGACUCUUCGGCAUCGGCUGACUCGAAAUUAUACCUUGAGGCUACAGUACUGGAACGGAAACUACCAGAAAUGGACAUUAAACUUCUGGUGGAUCUUCCUGCCGGGCUGGACUACAAUGAGUGGCUUGCAUCACAUACUAUGUCUCUAUUUGAUCACGUAAACUUAGUCUACGGAACGAUUAGCGAAUUUUGUACAGCAACCACGUGUCCAGACAUGACCGGUCCAGGUCAACGUACGUACUUAUGGUUCGACGAAAAAGGCAAAAAAACCAAAGUGGCCGCGCCUCAAUACAUCGACUACGUCAUGACGUUCAUACAAAAAACCAUAACGGACGAGACGAUUUUCCCUACGAAAUACGCAAACGAAUUUCCCGUUUCGUUCGAAUCGAUCAUAAGGAAAAUCGUCAGGCUUUUGUACCACGUCGUGGCUCACUUGUACGCGGCGCAUUUUAAAGAGGUGGUCCCUUUGGGGCUGCAUUCGCAUUUGAACCAGACGUUUGCCCACUUGAUGGCUUUGCAUCAUAGGUUUUCGCUUAUCGAUUCCAAAGAAACGGAUAUUUUAGAAGAUCUAGAGGUGGCAUUGGGGCUGGCUCAGAAUAGCUUGGAAGUAGGGAAUAAUAAUGAGAAAAAAGACGAACAAGAUGGAGCAGAGGAAGGUAGUAUUCAUUCCACAGAUGAUACUUGUGGUGACAAUAAAUCCUAGCUGAACACAUUUACACAAUUAACUUAAAAAAAAAAACAAAAAGAAAAAAAAACAGUUUAUUUUUUAAAUGUGAUUAAAAAGUCUUUUUACUUUAUAGUUUAUUUAUGUCGUAGAUAGCAAAUGUGAUGUUAAAAGACACGAUAGUGACAGAUUUAUUAUUUUUCUAGGUGCAACAUUAUUUAUUAAUAUUAUCAUUUUUUAGUUUUACCUUUUUACUUGUUGUUUUUCUUUUGUCCCCUCUUUUAGAACGAAAAAUUGACGAUUAUGAAUUCAAAUUAAUAUUAUGUUUUGUUAUUCAAUUAGAACUUAGAAAGUGUUUCUCUUUAGGAUAUUUUUCUUGUGCACAGUAACUUUUCUAUAGUUGAUUGACUUAUUUUCCAAAGAAUAUAAAUUGAAAGAUUUUUUAAUAUUCAAAUACAUUUGUUUGAAUUUAUGUCUUAUAACUUAAGUGUAGGACUAUUCAAAAUUGCAGUACCAAAAUUCCGAAUUUACUGAUGAUUUUUCUAAUGAAUUUCCUUAGUACAAAUCGAACAUUAAAUUCGGGAAUAGAAAAACAAUUUUAAAAUUUCUGUACAGUGUUGAAUGUUCCUGUAGAAAAAAAUAAACCCUAUUCAUGAUGAAAAUUGUACAUAAUUUAUUAUUAUGAAAAAAGAAACAAUUUUUAGUUGGUUAUUUUUUAGAUAAUUGUAAUUAUUGUAAACGCUAUUAGAUUAUAGUGACUGUUAAAGAAAUUGAUUUGAAUAA